Messenger RNA from Cryptotermes secundus, 522 nucleotides. It is a transcript of the gene fh, whose product is annotated as frataxin homolog, mitochondrial. Gene Ontology annotation, cellular component: mitochondrion. The transcript has 4 exons. Gene Ontology annotation, molecular function: 2 iron, 2 sulfur cluster binding; ferric iron binding; ferroxidase activity. The record is from RefSeq and is a predicted model, not a curated record. NCBI's taxonomy places the organism in Eukaryota, Metazoa, Arthropoda, Insecta, Blattodea, Kalotermitidae. Bases 1 to 456 code for a protein of 151 amino acids. Gene Ontology annotation, biological process: intracellular iron ion homeostasis; iron incorporation into metallo-sulfur cluster.
AUGAACCAGGAGGUAGUUUCUGCUGGAUGGUUUAUUUACUGGCACUGUUCUCAGUUCGUAUAUUGUGUGGUUUGGAAUGAAAGGUGGCCAUUAACCCCUCUCACAUAUGAACAAGUGUGUAAUGAUACUCUGGACUCUCUUUCUGAGUAUUUUGAAGAACUAGUUGAGAAAGCAUCCCAUCUGAAGUCUGCAGAUGUAUCAUACAGCGAUGGUGUAUUAACAGUGCAGUUUGGGGUGCCCUAUGGUACAUAUGUGAUCAACAGACAGGUCCCAAACUUGCAGAUCUGGUUGUCAUCUCCUAUUAGUGGACCAAAGCGAUAUGAUUUUCACAAUGGAUGCUGGAUGUACCGCCAUGAUGGGGUCUCAUUACAUGAGCUCCUGAAUCAGGAGAUCCCUAACAUCGUGAAUCAAGACGUUGAUUUCUUCCGUUGUGCCUACAGUGGCAAGAGUAAAUAGGACUGCUGUGUGUUCAUUGUCAUUAUACUUGGAGUUUCGUUGCAAUAAAAUGCAUACUCCCCGGUA